UUGACUUGACAAUUUAGUAAUAAAAUAAUGGUCGUUCCAUGUGAAUGUAAAUGUAAAGAACUGUCUUUUGUUGUUAAAGUAGAAAAAUACUGUUUUAAUCGUACGUGAAAUAGUUUAAUGUUUAAUCUUUAGUUAGUCAAAUAAACUAUAUAAUUUCUAACCCAAUGUAUGUUAACAAAGUGUCUGUGACUGUUAAAUAUCUAUGGCAGGUAAUACAGAAGAUUUUUUCGAUGCAUUUAAGAACAAACCUUUGACUAAAGUGGGAAAGUUUAAUUUUAAAAAAGUUGAAAGAAACGAUACCAAAUCUGCUGCAUCAGAAACAGUAUCGCAUUUUUUCUCACCGUCCAAGAAAAGUGAAAAAGUUACACAUGACCCAGUAGAAGAUGAAUUGGAGGCUAUCUUUAAAGAUACCCCCAUAAGUAAUGUAUCUUCCAUAAAAUCCAUAACACAUAAUUCCAGCAAGAAUGAAAAAUUGUCACCUAAUAACUCUAGUAAGCCAAAUCUCAAUUUAAAACGCUUAUCAAAUGUUAUCAAUACCAAUCAGAGAACAAAUCCUAUUACUAAUAGUCGGAAGCCUUCCACACAGACUACAAAAUCUGUAAAAAAGAUCUCUAAUUCACAAACUACACUAUUACAAUUUGCAAGCAAAAGUAGAGCUAAUACAUUACAAGAGAAAACUGUAACUACAACCUCCACACCAUCCUCUCAGUCAAAAUUUAAUUUUAAACAUGUACGCAGGAACUCUUCAGAAGAUUUUGAAACACCAACACAGAAAAUGUGUCAAGAGAAAAUAAAUGAGAAAACAUCCAAGGGUUUCAGAGACCCAGAAAAAUUUAAUUUCAAGAAAAAACCCAUAAAGGAUACUGUCGCUGCUGCUUUUGAAUCCCUUUUUGGUGAAGAAGUCUCCACGAAAACAGUACAGAAGUUAGAACGAAAGGAUUUUUGUGAAAGCAUAUCUACAAAACCAGUGCAGAAGGUAGAACGAAGGGAUUCUCGUAGUAGUAAAGACAGCCCAAAGAAAGAAAAUGACAUUAAAUUGCAGAAACGUAACAGUGAAAUAAAUGAGAGUACAAAACACAAAUUGCCAGAUGAGCAUUCAGAAAAUGUGGAUAAAAUUACUGAAAAUGUUAAUAAGUGUAGUUUUAGUAGCCCUAGCCCAUCGACAGAUUCUCCUGUGGUAAGACGGAAAAAAUUCCAAUUUAAAAAAGCUUUAUCUUCUGAUUCUCCUAUUCGUCCGAGUUUAUUGGCUGUGAGCACAAGUAAAACGUGUAAAAGUAACAGUAUAAUUUCCAUUAGUUCUGCCGAAAAUUCUCCAAUUAUUCAAAACGCCAAGCUUUCAGCACAAAAAACUGCAGGAAAUUCUCCAGUUAUUAAAAACACCAGGGUUCCAGCCCAAAAAAUUGAGGAAACAAAUAAUAUCGCUUCUUUUGCUGAUGACGAUGAUAUUAUCAGCCAGGCUUUAUGUGCCGCUGAAGGUGAUUACUUGGAUGAUGCAACAUUUGAAAAACUGUUUGGUGGAUCAAGUAAAAAACCAGAUGAUCAAAUUGAUUUAAGUGCAAUAGAUUGGGAUGAUGAUUUUUCACAAAACGAUAAAAAUUUAUCAGACACUCCAUCAGUAGCACAUGACAGCUAUAAAGAAGAAGUUUCUGCAAUCAACUGGGAGGACGAUGAUUUCGGCGAAGAGCCUUUUUCAACUCAAAUAAGUUUUAAAGACAGAAAUGACAACCUUUCCGAGUUUGAUAAACGAUAUCACUUCUCAGACACUAUGGAGGAAGUUCUGCACCAAAAAUUUGGUCUUCAGUCAUUCAGACCACAACAACGUGAGAUAAUUAACGCAACCCUUGACAGACAUGAUUGUUUUGUUCUUAUGCCAACUGGUGGUGGAAAAAGUUUAUGCUACCAGCUGCCUGCUGUACUAAGUGAGGGAGUAUCAAUAAUUAUUUCUCCUCUAAGAGCUUUGAUUGGGGAUCAGGUGGAUAAAAUGAAUGGUCUUGACAUUGCAGCUGCUCAUCUUUGUCAAGAUGUUGGUAUUCAAGAAACAAGUCAAAUUAUGACUAAGUUGCACUGUAGAGAACCACUUAUAAAAUUGUUGUAUCUUACACCAGAGAAAAUAAUGGCUUCUAGACAAGUUGGUGAUAUGUUGAAGGCUUUGUAUCAAAGAGGGAAGUUGGCUAGAUUUGUCAUUGAUGAAGCUCACUGUUUGUCUCAAUGGGGUCAUGACUUCAGGCCUGACUACAAAGAGUUGAAAUUUCUUAAAGAUGAAUUCAAAAAUGUACCAAUAAUGUGUCUUACAGCUACAGCUACCAAAAUGGUCGAGUCUGAUGUUAUCAAUAUUUUAAAGCUAAAAAACGUUAAGAGAUUCAUUAUGAGUUUUAAUAGACCAAAUAUUAAAUAUCAGGUUAUAGAGAAGAAAAAGAAAUUUGCUAGUGAGGAAAUAAUCAAUUUGAUCAAAAAAAAGUUUUUAAAAAAAUCAGGAAUUAUUUAUUGUUUAGCUAGAAAUGAUUGUGAAACUUUAGCAGACAGUUUAAAUGCAGCGGGGAUCAAAACAAGACCAUAUCAUGCAGGUAUGAAUGAUAAGAUUCGUGCAGCAAUUCAAAGAGAAUGGAUGCAAGACAGGUUUUUUGUUAUUGUUGCCACAAUUGCUUUCGGAAUGGGCAUUGACAAACCCGAUGUACGAUUUGUAAUACAUAAUUCAAUUCCAAAAUCUGUUGAGGCUUUUUAUCAAGAAUCUGGGAGAGCUGGUAGAGAUGGGGAUUUAUCCUAUUCUUAUUUGUUUUACAGCUACACUGACGUUAUAAGAUUACAAAGGAUCAUGGGCAGGGAAAGAAAUUCGAGUGCUAAAGCUCGAGAAGGCCACAACAACAACCUCAAACAAAUGGUCUCCUUUGCAGAAAAUGUAGUCGACUGUCGUCGAUAUUUACAAUUAAUACAUCUCGGAGAAAAUUUCAAUCGCCAACUAUGUAUUAGAAAUAAAGCCACAACGUGUGACAAUUGUGAAAACUUCGAAUCAUAUAAUAGUCUCGAAGUUACAAAAGAGGCCAAAGAAUUAGGUACCUUAACUAAAGAUCUCUGUAUGAGGAGUAAUGUGACAAUGCUACAUGUCGUUGAUGUAUAUAAAGGUUCCAAAUUGAAGAAGAUUCUGCAGAUGGGACACGAUAAGCAUCGAUUUUAUGGUGCUGGUGCUUCGUUGAAUAAACCAGACAUACAUAGAAUUUUGAAAAAAUUAGUGUUGGGUAAUGUUCUAGAAGAUCAAGUUACUUGUAACGGAGAAUUUCCGGUUGUGUACAUAAGAGUUGGAAAGAAGUUUGAUCUGCUCCAUAGUUCAAGCUUCAAAAUAACCCUCCCAGUAAGCAAAAAGGCUGUUACGAAGGUAAAUACAGAAGAAAAAAUUGAAACGGUGGACAUUGAUGAUUCACCUGGGCCUUCAUACGUACCAGAAUCACCUGCUGCUUUACCCAAAAUGCUUCCUGUGGCUACCAAUCAAAACAAAAAUACUGUGUAUGCCAAGUAUAACAAAGUAAAAAUAAACAAACUGAAAGUAGAGUGUCACGAAGCUCUUUUGGAGGAAUGCCGCAAAAUGGCUUUAGAGAGGAAUCUAACUUUGUCGUCAAUUAUGAAUCUAACAGCUAUAAAAACUAUGUCUGACGUUCUGCCAAGAACCAAAGAGGAAUUCUUGAAAAUCCAGCACGUAACGGCGGCUAAUUAUAAGAAGUGUGGUGAGAACUUUUUAACUAUAACCAAAAAGUUCAGCCAAGCAGUAGAUGCUUUGGUAACAGCUUCGAAGUUAUCAGAAACUUCCUCAGCUGCAGAUAACGAUAACGAUUGGUGUAGUUCACAACCUUCGUCUUCACGAGGUACAAAGAGGAAGUCGACAGGAGGAAGUAGAUGGACAGGAAAAAGAGCGAAAGGUACAUGGAAAAGACGAAAGACGAGAAGUCCGCGAAAGAAGACAACAGGUUCUAAGAAGGGUUCUUGGAGUAAAGGAAAGGGUGGUAAAAGUGGUGGGGGUAUAGGAUUGAUGCCUGUACAUUUUAAAUGAAAAUAAGUAGACAAUGUAGUUAAAAUAUUUUGACUAUUUAUAUUUCAUUAUCGUAUCAACAGAUAAACUGUGUAAAAACAGUCUUGAUAAAUUGUACAAUAUCCAUGUUUAUGUCGAGAUGAGAAUUGGGUUUAAUCUCUAUCAACAGGAGCUUUGAAAUAUUGAAAAAGAGAUGAGGCUGGAACUUAAUAUCAUUAUGUCACUUUCUAUUUUUUUGAUAAUGGUAUGGCCGAAUAAGAUGUGUUUAAAUAGCUAAGUUAUUACAAUUACAUGGAAUAAUAUUUUAUCACUUCUUCAGUAAAUACAUUAAGAGGAUAGGCGCAAAAUUUCGGCUUCAGUACUUUUUAAAUGCAUUCAAUUUUGCGAAUCCGGAAAAAACUAAUGUUUGUUUUUGAAAAAUUUAAACGCAGAAUUAAAGGUUACAUUAUUACCGAGGGCCGAAAGUCCCUGAAAACUUCUGUAAUGUUUAUUUUAAUAAGUUACAGAAGUGAAAAAAAGAGAAAAGUUUUCUCAGGAUUUCAUAUUUACUACCUCUAGGGGCUCUCAACUUGCACCCCGUUAUAAAAAAUAAAACAUCUAUUUGUUUGUUUUAUGUAAAUAUCAGAAAAAUAUUUUAAAUAACACUGCUACCCGUAUCAAUUUGAAAUACUAAAUAAUGAUUGUUUACUAAUACCAUUAACGUAAACAAAUCCUCUAGAAUAUCUGUAUUUGUGCUUUGCAAAUCGAAAAUAUUUGUCUGAUAUAUUAAAAAGGUCAAAGUCAUCAUCAUUAUUUAUUUCAGGAAUGUUUUUUGCCUGUUCUUGGGUUUGUAAAAAAUUUUUAUGCGAUAAAAAAGAUUUCCUUUCACCUUUACAAACUUUUGAUAAAUUACCUAUUUGAUUACAAUUAUUACAAGUAUUAUUUUUAUAAAUACACUUAUCUUUGUUAUGAUUCCUCCGCAAAUGUCACAUGCACCAUGUUGUCGUUGUUGAGGUUGAAUGUCAUGCGCGUAACGUCUGUGCUGCUCCUCAUUUUCAGCUCUCUGCGUCUCUGUAGUUUCCCAUUUCCUUGGAGUCUGCGCGUUGCUCCAACGUCGCUGCGCAUCGUACCUUCGCGUACCUUCAGAACUGACGUGGUUAAGAGGUUCUGGCUUAACCCUCACCAUUUCCUCGUGAAUUUCUCUGGCAGCCAUCUUGGAAGCUGCUAAACUGACCAUUCUUUCGAGAUCGGCGCUUACAUCUUCUUCCAUAAGCCGGUCCAACACGGGUCCCUUGCAGAAGUCACAGCCUACCGCUAAUCCUCACUCGCCGAUUCCGUCACGUCUUUUUGAGCACUGUAAAAUUUAAAUCGCGCUGCAAACGGACUCUGCUGUGGUUUGAAAUACCCGUCCAAUGUGGCAAGAAGCUGAUACGUUUUUUCUUCUGGUUUUUCAGGACUUACCAGAUCGAAAAUAAGCUGAUAUGCGUUCUCGUUUAAAGCGUUUAAUAAAAUAGCUGUCAUCUUAUCUGCGUCCGUAUUGACUUUGACACCGUUUGCUGCGAAAUAGUUUCCUAGCCGCGUUUUGAAAAUUGACCAGCCUGAACUCUUUAAAGAGAACUCGCUUGAUUGACCACACACCCAUUCCGCCAUUUUUUUACACUUUUUUCACUAUGUUUUACACGUUUUUCACUACGUAUUUUUAACUCGUUUUGCCGAAAAUAAAAGUUAUCCUCGUCACCAGUAUGUAAUGUAUCAACCCUAACUAUUCUGUUGACACACACACGUGCUCGAGACGUUACUACUUUAAAUAAAAGCCGGACAUUUAACGGACUAGUUUUAUUGCUGAAUAGAAAUAACAUACAAGAUAGCGAUAUAGGUUAAAAUUUCCUUAUAUAGUACUACAGUGAAGUGGGAUUGAAGUGAAGUCACUGAUGUCAAAAUGAGCAGUGACACCGCGCGAAAUACAAAUAACCUAAACCCAGUAUAUCACAAUUAGUUUUUUUCAGGAUUCGAAAAAAAUGAACACCAUGUAUGUGGUAAUACUUUCCAAAUCGAACAUUCGCUAUCUUUGUCAUACAAAAAACUCAGUCGAACAGAAUAUGGCGACAAGACAGUGACAAUUUUAAAUAUUUGACAUUCAAUCGGGAAUAUUUUGAGUUGUUGGGUAAAUAAUAUUGAUAGUGUAUUUGAUAAAUAAUUUAUUUAAGACGGGAAUUUAAUAAAAUGUUAUAUAUUGUUUAUUAUUUAUGGAAGAUCCAAGUAGAAAAUAAACCAGGAUAUAUUCUGUGAUCCAUGUAUUUUGUUGUUAAAGAUGUUCAAAAUUGAUCUAAGAGUUCCAUAGUAGAUAACAAUAUAAAGGGUUCCCCCGAAAAUAAUGCGCUCCUUAAAGGUAUAGGUAGAAGUCAUCCAUGUAGAGAAAAAAGUCUUUAUAACAUUUUUUUCUAAAUGCACCGUUUGGCUAAAAAACCAAAAUACAUUUUGGUAUGAAAAUUGAAAUCUGACAACUAUGUAUACAAAAAUCUAAACAUAGACACAUUAAACCCCGUCUUCAUCCUUGUUUUGUUGGAUUUUCAAGCAGGGGGGUACAAUUAUUUUGCAGGGGUACCUGUCUGACCUACAUUUGUGGUGUCAAUAAACAAAAUCACAAACAGUUCUUGUACAGUGAUGCCAAAUUAGUUAAUUUUAUGAAAAUAAAAGUUCGCUUAUAUGGCGAACAAUUUAUUUAUUUUUUUGAAAACGGUUAACUUUAGAAAAAAAUGUUAUAGGACUUUUUUGUUCUACAUUGGGUAUUACAUCCAUACCUUAAAGGAACGCACUACUUUCGGAGACACCCUGUAUUAUUAAAAAUAUCACGUUUCUCUUUUCUCGAUUAUUAGUUUUUAUUGUUUAUUAUAUAAAUUAUUGUAAUCACUGAAUACAUUUACUGAAUUAAUAAUUUAAGCGAUUAUACGAGUAACAGUUAUCCAAGAACAUUCAAAAGCCAUCUCUAAAUUAAUGACGACAGUGUCAUUGUCAACUAAUGUUUGCAUCUCGAUAUCAUUGAGAAUUUUAGUACACAUAUUUUGCCGUGUAAAGAAAGAGAAAGUAGGGAUAGCCGUAAUAUAUUUGCGCCUAGGCUCUUAAAGAUAAAUAGAAAUUAAUAACGACUAUAUAAUGAAUAAAUAUUUUCAUCACUUUUGUAUAAAAAAUUAUUGAAUUGUUUGUUUUUUAAAUCGGCCAUUUUGAUAUGAAGUGAAGUACCAAAAUGUAUUCUUUCUGGUUGUAGUCGUUUUGUGUUACAUGUUAAUAAUGAAAUCGUGUUGGUACAUUUAUAUUUGUCUUUUGUUUUUUUUUGUAAAUAUUAUUAUUUAUUAUUAUGUAUUUUGUACUAUUUAAAAAAUAAACUAUUUUUCGUA
This is a messenger RNA of Diabrotica virgifera virgifera (western corn rootworm), 7392 nucleotides long. It is a transcript of the gene Blm, whose product is annotated as recQ-like DNA helicase blm-1. Gene Ontology annotation, cellular component: chromosome; cytoplasm; nucleus. Gene Ontology annotation, biological process: double-strand break repair via homologous recombination; DNA replication. The record is from RefSeq and is a predicted model, not a curated record. Gene Ontology annotation, molecular function: nucleic acid binding; four-way junction helicase activity; ATP binding. The transcript has 6 exons. Bases 203 to 4039 code for a protein of 1278 amino acids. NCBI's taxonomy places the organism in Eukaryota, Metazoa, Arthropoda, Insecta, Coleoptera, Chrysomelidae.